Molecule: messenger RNA, 1044 nt
Organism: Acanthosepion pharaonis
Lineage: Eukaryota; Metazoa; Mollusca; Cephalopoda; Sepiida; Sepiidae
Source: the annotation of a GenBank genome assembly
AUGAUGAGGUGCAGAAAAGUUCUCAGUACAACCCAUUUUGCCAAAUUGAUCAAAUAUAGUAUUUCUUUAUCUUUUCCUUGUCUUUUUUCUUUGUUUUAUCUUUUCUUUGUCUUUUUUCUUUGUUUUAUCUUUUCCUUGUCUUUUUUCUUUGUUUUAUCUUUUCUUUGUCUUUUUUCUUUGUUUUAUCUUUUUUCAUCUUUUUUCUUUGUUUUGUCUUUUUUUUUCUUUGUUUUGUCUUUUUUCGUCUUUUUUCUUUGUUUUGUCUUUUUUCGUCUUUUUUCUUUGUUUUGUCUUUUUUCGUCUUUUUUCUUUGUUUUGUCUUUUUUCGUCUUUUUUCUUUGUUUUGUCUUUUUUCGUCUUUUUUUGUCUUGUUUUGUCUUUUUUUUCUUUUUUGUUUUGUUUUUUUUUUUUUUUUUUCUUUUUUUUUUUUCUUUUUUUGUUUUUUUUUUUUCGUCUUUUUUUGUCUUUUUUCGUCUUUUUUUGUCUUGUUUUGUCUUUUUUCUUUGUUUUUUUCUUUGUUUUGUCUUUUUUCUUUGUUUUGUCUUUGUUUUGUCUUUUUUCUUUGUUUUGUCUUUUUUGUCUUUGUUUUGUCUUUUUUUCUUUGUUUUAUCUCUUUGUUUUGUCUUUUUUUGUCUUUUUUUUCUUUGUUUUGUCUUUUUUGUCUUUGUUUUGUCUUUUUUUCUUUGUUUUAUCUCUUUGUUUUGUCUUUUUUCUUUGUCUUUUUUCUUUGUUUUGUCUUUGUCUUUUUUCUUUGUUUUAACUUUUCUUUGUCUUGUCUCUUUGUCUUUGUCCCUUUUUUGUCUCUUAGCCUUUUCUUUGACUCUGUCUUUGUGUCUAUUUCUUGUCUUUUUCUUUUUCUUGUCUCUGUCUCUUUUGUCUUUGUUUUUGCUUCUUUUUUGUCUGUCUUUUCCUGUUUCUUUGCUUUGUCUAUAUCUUUGUCUUUUCAUUGUGUUUUUAAGAAGCUUUUGUCAAGCCAAUAACUUUUCAGCACUCUCUUAUAUUUAUACAUGUAUCUCUAUCUAUCAAUUUAUUAAAUGUACUUAA